Molecule: messenger RNA, 1433 nt
Organism: Nylanderia fulva
Lineage: Eukaryota; Metazoa; Arthropoda; Insecta; Hymenoptera; Formicidae
Product: iron-sulfur cluster assembly factor IBA57, mitochondrial
Biological process (GO): iron-sulfur cluster assembly
Cellular component (GO): mitochondrial matrix
Molecular function (GO): protein binding
Source: RefSeq, a predicted model, not a curated record
ACCACUCUUAUAUAUAUGCCAGGUCCAAUCAUCAUGUGAUUGUCGAGUGUUGUCGAUCACAGUUUCCUUAUUAUUAAAAAAAAACGCACACGAAUGCAAUUGUCAAGCUGUCAUAUACCCGGAAUAUACGUGAUCGAGUUGCAAUAUAAAUAAAAGUAAAAGAUUGAUCAAAUUGACGAUGUCUGCCACGAUAAGUGUUCGCGUUAAUCGCUUUGCUCUCUACGUGUGCAAACGCAGUAAAGGGAUCGGUAGCCACCAGAGGUAUGCGAUGAGGCACAAUUCCAAUCAAGCUGAUGGGAAGAUACUAGAACGUUUGAAUGAUAGAAGUAUAUUGCGAGUAAGCGGCGAUGAGUCUUCCACCUUUCUGCAGGGAUUGAUCACGAACGAUAUGAAGCAUCUCACGGAAGGGGCAUCUAAUAUUUAUACUUUGUUUUUGAACAUUAAGGGCAGAGUAAUGUAUGACGCUAUAGUGUACAAGAGUGAAGAAAGUAACAUAUUUUACGUAGAAUGUGAUUCGCAAGUUGUUGAAUCUUUGCAGAAGCACUUGCAAAUGUAUCGUGUAAGACGAAAAGUAGAUGUGAAACACAUAGGGGAUAAAAUCAAUGUUUGGUCAAUGUUUGAUUCGACUAAACGCUUUAAGAAUGGAAUUGCAGUGAACGAAAAUGAAAAGCGCAAACUGGAAGGAAUAAUAUUUCCAUGUGGCACGCUAAAUAAUAAAGCCAGUAAAUUCAUCGAUAAUGUUAGGAUAUACGAAGAUCCAAGAUUGCCUGAUUUAGGUCUCAGAAUUCUAGCUGAAUCGCAGAUUGACAAGCACCAGAUAAUCAAACAUUUAGACUCCGAUGUAUCCUCAGCCUCUGAGAAUAUUGGGAAUUACAAGGCGUUUCGAUAUAAACUAGGAAUAGGAGAAGGCGUACACGAUCUACCACCUGGAAAGGCAUUGCCUCUAGAGAUCAACUGCGAUUACUUGCAUGGCGUUAGUUUUCACAAAGGUUGUUAUGUCGGUCAGGAAUUAACUGCGCGAACGUAUCAUACAGGUGUGGUCAGAAAGCGCUUGAUGCCUUUAGUAUUUGAUAAUAUCCCGGAUAAACCGCUCGCAUACGACGAAAAAAUUCUCGACGAAUCUGACAAUGUGGUAGGAAAGUUUCGAGGAUAUAUCGACAAGUAUGGAUUAGGUUUAAUGCGGAUUAACGAAUCUCUCGGUGCUCGGCGGCUUAAUGUAUCGGGUAUAAAUAUAAGAGUGAUCAAACCCGCGUGGUGGCCUCAAGAAUUUCAGAAGGAAACGGUUUCUGUCAAAGAUACAAAAUAAUUCAGCUUGAUAACAUUAUUGUGUAAUAUAUCAACAAAUUGAUAUUGUACAGAAAAUCGUGAUAUACAUAUGUGAUAUUGUGUAAAAAUUAUAUGCACUGAAAUAAAUUUAUUAUUGUAACAUAAAA